UUCUUAUGCUUGCCUAAUUUAUGUUGGCUAUAGCCGAAUCACAGUCUUAUUGCGCAAAGGAUCCAAAGAAACAGAGAAAAGGCCAAGAACUAUAAUAUUUACAAGCCCAAACUGUCAUUAAACCAUUGAAGCCCAUGAGAUUCCCGAAUGAUUGAAUUGAAUCAGGUCGAGAAAAGGAUAAACAGAGAAGAAAGAGAGUGAUACUUCAUUAGGGAAAAAUGAGAGAUAGAAGGAAACUAUAGAGAUUGUUAGUCAAACAAAAGGUUACUAUUAGUAAAACGAUAGUGGGUACAGCUUUAAUAAACUUAAAUGCAUUCGAAGAUCAUAAAAUACGUAAUUACCCUCCAUUUUUAUCCAACAUUAGUAAGGUUUAGUAAAGAUGGAUGUAAAUUUCAUAGAAUUCUAGUCAGUUUUCACCUUUAAAUUUGAGGUUUGAGGUUUGCUCCUUUGUUUUGAUAAACAAAUAACCCUCUCUUUCUCAUUACUGUCUUUAACUUCUCCUCAAAGGUAUCUUUGAUCAUGCUUUUUUUUUUUUUUGUUAAAGCUUCCAUGGGUGUAAGAUGUAUGCAUUUCAUGAUCGGUGUUGUAAACAAGAUUUCUGUAUUUCUUUUCAUCGAAAAAUGGGUUUCUUAUUUGUCUUCCCUCGCACAUUAAUAACUUGUUCAUAAAGAAAUAUGAUCUCACAUAUAUAGAUCAUCAAACUUGUUCAAACUAUUUCUCAAUGAAUUGAGAAUUACAUUUAUAAUCGCUGAUUAUAAUUGAAUCUUAAAUCAUUGUAGACUAUUAUAAUCAAAGUUCUAUUUUUUUUUGUUUUAUCUAUUUUAUAGUUAAGAUCACUGUUGAUUAUAGUUUUAAUAUAUCUAUAUUCAACAGAAAUGGAAGACUACAAUGAUGUUUUCGGUGGCAUUGGAACCGGAGGAGGGAAAGGCAAAGGGAAAAAUAUACCAAACCAAUGCAAACUGGAUGUUGAAGCUCGACGUGAACAAGCGAAGAAAACACAACAAGCUGGUGAAAGAGCAGAAUCAGUCGAAGAAUUUCCAAUUCCAGAAGAUUAUGGGGAUGGUAGUCGUAUCGAUUUCUGUUGGACUCGUACACAUAAGCAUUUGCUACAAAGAAUUGUAGAGCAAAAAGAAGACGACUGUUGGGCUUGGGCUCUAGUUAGAAUCUUACAAUUUUACUACAAUAUGAACAUUACCGCAAUUGCUGAGCAGAAGACCUUAUCAAUCAAAUCACUUGUCAAAUAUGUGAUACUUGGCAGGAAAGAAGCAGAGAAGAAUAAGAAGUUAUUAGACAGCAAAAGUUUGGCUGUCACUUCAUUAAAGAGAGCUAUUGACUACAUUCACGAGACAGGAAUUGAAAAAGAUUAUGGAACACAGGUUUCCAUUCGCUUUAUACUUUUUCUAUAUAUAUGUUACAUGCAUGUUUAUAUCUUCGUACAAACUAUACAUUUCUCUUACCAUUUCAAAAAAAAAAAAAAAAACUAUACAUUUCUUUAGU
Molecule: messenger RNA, 1497 nt
Organism: Arabidopsis lyrata subsp. lyrata
Lineage: Eukaryota; Viridiplantae; Streptophyta; Magnoliopsida; Brassicales; Brassicaceae
Exons: 4
Coding region: 876-1496 (206 amino acids)
Source: RefSeq, a predicted model, not a curated record